CUUUUAACUGUCAGAGGAAGGUUGUUGGGCGCGGAUUGGCUCCUGCGGGAUUUCUGCCCCCUCCCAGUUCUUCCUGGUAGUAUAUGUGCUUAGUCUCUGUUUUUGAUGUUUAUAAGCCAGUCAUGGCGGGUGCUGUUUUGGAAGCUGCGUCUGAGGGGCAAGAGGAGCCUCUGCUAGGCCUCUGCGGCGAAGGUUGGAGAUCUGAUAAUGUUAUGGAAACCCUGCAGCAUUACAAUAGUCGAUGGAGAUCUAUUUGGAUAAUGUAUAUGACAAUGUUCUUCAGCAGUGUUGGUUUUUCUAUUGUCAUUAUGUCAAUAUGGCCCUAUCUCCAACAGAUAGAUAAAACUGCAGAUGCAAGUUUCCUGGGCUGGAUUAUUGCUUCAUAUAGCAUUGGUCAAAUGAUAGCUUCCCCCUUCUUUGGAGCAUGGUCUAAUUACAGGCCAAGAAGAGAGCCUCUUGUAGUUUCAACUUCUAUUUCAGUGGCUGCUAACUGCCUCUAUGCCUAUGUUCAUUUACCUACUUCACACAACAAAUACUACAUGCUGGUUGCUCGAGCUCUGGUGGGGUUUGGGGCAGGAAAUGUAGCAGUAGUUCGGUCGUACAUUGCUGGUGCCACCUCUGUUACUGAAAGAACUAGUGCCAUGGCAAACACUAGUGCAUGUCAAGCAGUAGGAUUCAUACUGGGACCAGUUUUUCAGACGCUUUUUGCACUCAUUGGAGAAAAAGGAGUCACAUGGACAAUCAUUCAUCUUCAGAUUAACAUGUAUACUGCCCCAGUUCUAUUUGGAGCUCUGCUAGGAACCAUCAACAUUGUUCUGAUAUUUGCUAUAUUUAGAGAACAUUGUGUAGAUGACAUGGGAAGACCACAAAGGAGCAUUAAUUUUGAAGCUGAAGAAAAUGACGAGAUGAGUCAAGGUAGUCAAGAAAAUAUUGACCAUGUGGCUGUCAUAUCAACAAACAUUCUUUUCUUUGUCAUCUUAUUUGUUUUUGCUGUCUUUGAAACCAUAGCUACACCAUUGACAAUGGAUAUGUAUUCCUGGACCAGGAAAAAAGCAGUGUUUAUUAACGGUUUCAUCCUUGGUGCAGUUGGCAUUGAAUCAGUCAUUGUGUUUUUAACAGUUAAAGUACUUUCCAAAAAGACUGGUGAACGUGCUAUACUUCAUGGAGGUCUGGUGAUUACCUUGGUUGGAUUCUUUGUAUUAUUACCUUGGGGAAGUCAGUUACCUAAUAUUCAGUGGGAAGACGUAAAGAAUAAUUCUAUUCCAAGAUUGACUUUCAGUGAAAGCCUUGCAUCUUCCUGGACACUGCAAACACAACUUCCAUCCAAUAAUACUGUAGAAGCAACAGGAUGUCCUGUUGUACAGUCCUGGUGCCUCUAUACCCCAGUCAUCCAUUUGGGCCAGUACAUCACUACUGUCUUUCUUAUAGGACUUGGUUAUCCAGCGUGUAAUGUCAUGUCAUAUACUUUAUAUUCAAAAAUUUUAGGACCAAAGCCCCAGGGUAUCUACAUGGGUUGGCUGACUGCCUGCGGAAGCGGUGCACGUAUACUUGGCCCAGUGUUUGUCAGUCAACUCUACUCUCAUUUUGGACCCCGCUGGGCAUUCAGCCUAAUCUGUGGCAUUGUUCUUCUCUCUCUAUUACUUCUGGAAAUCGUGUACAAGAGACUUGUUGCAUUUUCUGUCAGGUAUGAGAGACUGCAAGAGCAGAUCUCCUAGUCUGGGUAACUACUGAUCAAUCUUGUUUUGCUGCAACUAGUGUGUAUUGCUGCCAACAUUCAAGAUACGGUAGCUAUGAACCUGACCAGUGUGCCCUGUGGAAAUACCAUGCCCUGCUAUUAAUAGACUUAUCAUUGGUAAAGUAGUGAACAUGAUAUGCUUCUGUGAUCAAGACAAUGCACAUAGUUUCAAAAGUGUAUCAGGCCUAAUUCUACUUAUUUUGGCAAUGUACUUCUUAAAAUGUUUUGAUUCUGUGAAUCGGGUGUUAUUGAAAGUUUUUUUCUGAACAAAACUUGAAAAUAUGCUUGCAUUUUUAUAAUCUGCUACCUUUUCUAAAUUUUAAUGAGUGGUUUCUGAUAAGCUUUAGCAGAAGCUAACGGUGUAAAUAAAAUUACCAAAGGUA
Molecule: messenger RNA, 2118 nt
Organism: Rhineura floridana
Lineage: Eukaryota; Metazoa; Chordata; Lepidosauria; Squamata; Rhineuridae
Gene: MFSD8
Product: major facilitator superfamily domain containing 8
Exons: 12
Coding region: 84-1715 (543 amino acids)
Biological process (GO): transmembrane transport
Cellular component (GO): lysosomal membrane
Molecular function (GO): transmembrane transporter activity
Source: RefSeq, a predicted model, not a curated record